AUGACGGACUCUUCGACACCCGAACGGCCGGAAGAGAGCAAAGCUGGCGAAAGCUCCGUAGAAAACAGUGUCUCAACGACGACACCGGAGCGACUCCGGCGGCCAGUAGUAGUAGCGGACGUUGAAGUACGGCUGCAGAACGUGGUCGCAUCUGUGAACCUGUUGUGUCCUCUGGACCUGCGUCAUAUCGCGAUGCGUGCGCGGAACGCCGAGUACAACCCGCAGCGCUUUGCGGCCGUGAUUAUGCGAAUACGAGACCCUCGUACCACUGCGCUGAUUUUCAGUAGCGGUAAGGUGGUUAUCACGGGUGCACGUUCCGAGGAAGAUGCUCGUCUCGCAGCGCGCAAAUAUGCGAAGAUCGUUCGCAAGCUGGGGUAUGCAGAUGUCAAGCUUGCUGAUUUUGAGCUGCACAACCUCGUAGCGAGCGCGGACGUGCGUUUCCCGAUCCGACUGGAGGCGCUCGCACACGCCCAUAGCAACUAUGCCCACUAUGAACCCGAGCUGUUCCCCGGACUUGUUUAUCGCAUGCUGGAACCGAGAUUAGCUCUUUUGAUAUUUGUCAGUGGCAAGGUCGUCAUCACUGGGGCCAAGUCACGCGAUGAUCUCAACGAAGCAUUUCAGCGGCUUUAUCCGGUGUUGUGUCAGUUCCGUAAGGCAGACUCGCGGGCAGUCUCUCGAGCGACGACAGCGACACCAACAUCGAACGCGAAUGCAGGAUCAGGAGCACCGUCGGGACCAUCGAUCCCCGAGCAUCGGAAAAUGGUCGAAGAAUCCACUUUAUAA
Molecule: messenger RNA, 783 nt
Organism: Cyanidioschyzon merolae strain 10D
Lineage: Eukaryota; Rhodophyta; Bangiophyceae; Cyanidiales; Cyanidiaceae
Product: TATA-box binding protein
Exons: 1
Coding region: 1-783 (260 amino acids)
Biological process (GO): DNA-templated transcription initiation
Molecular function (GO): RNA polymerase II general transcription initiation factor activity; DNA binding
Source: RefSeq, a predicted model, not a curated record